This is a messenger RNA of Raphanus sativus (radish), 2554 nucleotides long. Its product is annotated as DELLA protein RGA2. Lineage: Eukaryota; Viridiplantae; Streptophyta; Magnoliopsida; Brassicales; Brassicaceae. Gene Ontology annotation, molecular function: sequence-specific DNA binding; DNA-binding transcription factor activity. Gene Ontology annotation, biological process: salicylic acid mediated signaling pathway; hyperosmotic salinity response; jasmonic acid mediated signaling pathway. The transcript has a single exon. The record is from RefSeq and is a predicted model, not a curated record. Bases 233 to 1990 code for a protein of 585 amino acids. Gene Ontology annotation, cellular component: nucleus.
UUCCAUUUUCUCUGGUAAAUAUAAUAAAUCAUUUAUUUUUAGUAUUCGUAUAACCAUCAUUGAAGUGGUAGCAGAAGUGAAAAACAAAGCAAUCCCCGAUUGCUUAAGAUUCCUCACCUAGUCACAUGCUCCUCUUCUUCCUCACCCCAAAAAAGCAAUACCCUAGAUCCAAGAGCAGAAGCCAAAAUCAGACCAAACCAGAGUUAAACUAUCGAAACUAAAAACCAGAGACAUGAAGAGAGAUCUCCAUCACUUUCAAGGUCCUGACACUAGAUUCCCCAACCACAACCACGGGACGACAGCAAACACCGGCUCUUCUAAAGACAAGAAUAUGAUGAUGGUUAAGGAAGAAGAAGACGGUGGAAACAUGGACGAGCUUCUCGCCGUGUUGGGCUACAAAGUCAGGUCGUCCGAGAUGGCGGAGGUCGCGUUGAAGCUGGAGCAGUUAGAGACCAUGAUGGGCACUGUUCAAGAAGACGGUCUAUCCAAUCUCGCCACGGACACUGUUCACUACAACCCCUCGGAGCUCUACUCGUGGCUUGACAACAUGCUCACGGAGUUCAACCCCCCACAACCACCACCGCCGCCGGAGAUAAACAGCUCGUUUCUCACCGGGGCUGGUGGCUCCGAUUACGACCUCAAAGCCAUUCCCGGAAACGCGAUUUACGCGAGAUCUAACAACCACUUCCCGAUUGAUUCCUCCUCCUCUUCCUCGAACCAAGCUGGCGAUAAUACUCAGAACAAGCGUUUGAAGUCAUGCUCCAGCCCUGAUUCGUUGGUUACAACAACCACCACUAUAACAACCGAGUCAACUCGGCCUGUAACACUCGCGGCUACUGAGUCAACUCGGUCGAUGGUCCUGGUUGACUCGCAGGAGAACGGCGUCCGCCUAGUCCACGCGCUCAUGGCGUGCGCGGAGGCCGUACAGAGCGGCGACCUGUCUCUGGCGGAGGCCCUCGUCAAGCAGAUCGGUUUCCUCGCCGUGUCACAAGCCGGAGCCAUGAGGAAAGUGGCGACGUACUUCGCCGAGGCACUCGCGCGGCGGAUCUACCGCCUCUCUCCGCCGCGGACUCAGGUCGACCACUCCCUCUCCGACGCUCUCCAGAUGCACUUCUACGAGACGUGCCCUUACCUCAAGUUCGCCCACUUCACGGCGAACCAAGCCAUCCUCGAGGCUUUCGAAGGGAAGGAGAGAGUCCGCGUCAUCGAUUUCUCGAUGAACCAAGGCCUCCAGUGGCCGGCGCUUAUGCAGGCCCUCGCGGUUAGAGAAGGAGGUCCUCCUGUUUUCCGGUUAACCGGAAUCGGUCCUCCGGCGGCGGAUAACUCCGAUCAUCUCCACGAGGUUGGAUGCAAGUUAGCUCAGCUCGCGGAGGCGAUUCAGGUUAAGUUUGAGUAUCGUGGCUUCGUCGCGAAUAGCUUGGCUGAUCUCGAUGCUUCGAUGCUUGAGCUUAGACCGAGCGAGACCGAAGCUGUGGCGGUUAACUCUGUUUUCGAGCUGCACAAGCUCCUAGGCCGUCCCGGUGGGAUAGAGAAGGUUCUCGGGGUUGUGAAACAGAUUAAACCGGUGAUUUUCACGGUGGUCGAGCAGGAAUCGAGUCAUAACGGUCCGGUUUUCUUAGACCGGUUUACUGAGUCGCUGCAUUACUAUUCCACGUUGUUUGAUUCCUUGGAAGGUGUUCCCAGUAGCCAAGACAAGGUUAUGUCGGAGGUUUACUUGGGGAAACAGAUUUGCAACCUCGUGGCGUGUGAAGGAGCAGACCGGGUGGAGAGACACGAGACGUUGAGUCAGUGGGCUAACCGGUUCGGUUCGUCCGGUUUUUCGCCCGCGCAUCUCGGGUCUAACGCGUUUAAGCAAGCGAGUAUGCUUUUGGCUUUGUUUAACGGCGGGGAAGGUUAUCGCGUGGAGGAGAAUAAUGGGUGUUUGAUGUUGGGUUGGCAUACUCGGCCGCUAAUAACCACCUCCGCUUGGAAGCUCUCGGCGGGGCACUGAGUGGACACGAAGGCGAGGUUGGUGGUGGUAUGGUGAGUUGACUCGGUUGUUUGAGUUUCAAAAUCAAUGGACCGGUGAUGAGAUAUGUUCGGACCAGACCAGAACCGAACUGAAUCGAACCGUUUUGCCGUUUGUUUAUUUUUUUUUCACCUGUUUAAAAUUGUUAUAUCGUUUUGUUAGCUCGUUUUUAAUUUAUGCUUUUUGGGGAUAAAGUUAAAUAUGCAGAGUAUGUAUUUACUAAAUAUUUUAAAAUAAUACCUCAAUUUCAUGCCCAAAAAAAUCUCUUCACCACCAAAAAAAAACUAAUACUACUAUCGGUUUUUGCUUCCCUUUUUAUAUUUCUACUUUCUUAUUGGUUGCCAUCGCAAUAUCACAUCAGGGAACGGCUAUUGUAUCUUUUUUUGUAAACCGAAUUUAUGCGUUAGAGAGUAAUAGAUCUACAAAUCAGCCUUUGGAUCCUAUGUUUAAUAUAUUAUCAAUGUAGAAACAUUUUGUUUGCAGGGCUCUGUAACUUAUUUAACGUGUUUUCUUCUUAUAAUGAAUAAACAAACGUUGGAGACGCUA